UUAUGAACGGUGAUUGACAACAACAAACUUUAAAUGAAUAGGAUAUACUAGCCUUCUUUCUGAAACGUCAAAUCCAUUGACUCGUGCAAUAACUGCAUACUUUACUCACAACUGUCUUCUUGUUCGGACGUGUCUGCUGCGCCGCCUUCUGGUUACCAGCUAUCUACGGUUGGGUCUCACACCUUGCAUGACCGAAAAUAGCAUUGAGGCUUUGCAUGUUUCACAAUGCUCUGGGGGUAUUGUCGCUGAUCAUACAAAGCCUAACCCCUCAUAUCGCAGCAUUACCGUGGAAGAAGUCCUGCAGCCGUAAUCCCCCGAGUUUCGAUUCGAGGCACGUGAUUGUUAGCAGAGUUGACUGUACUUGCUCAGUCAAAACGCCAAGCCAUGUCGAAUGAGCCUGAUAGCACAGAUGCAACCAAGUCUGCGACAGAAACCCCGGGCAUACAGUGGCAAUUUAUCGAUGCUUCCAACAAUAGCCGGAGCAACUUGACGCAAGUCAAGCGCCAUGUGAUGCAACAGUACAUACGACAAAAACGUGCUUCAGACCAGCCUGGUAAUGACGCCGAAAAGCCGGUGGCAGAAAGCCACAAUGCGCCACGGAAAGCUACUCGACGCUCUAGAAAGGCUAGAGCUUCUGCAGAUGACACGACUGAAAAAAGGAAGGAAGACGACCAUAUCCCGAGGCAAAAGAGUUGGUGGCCCUCAUCAGCACAAAAGUCCGAUAUCAAAAUUGUCCAGGACCAGGAGGCUAGUGAUGAUUUCGUGGAGGAGAUUGAACGAGAUUUCAUUCCCGGAGUCACGAGCUAUACAGGUGCUGGACAUGCAUCCUUACCUACCAAUGCCUUCUUUCAGCCUCACGGCUAUCCGCUCUGGCCUUUAGACAAAUAUGCACCUGGAAGUCAGAGUAGUGGCUCAGAAUCCAGCAGUUUGUCUCCAUGGUCAUCUACCCCAACAUCUCCGUCUGACAUCAUGCUUUCCCCCAAAACUAUUCUCAGCGCGGCACGAACCGACCCCUUUAAUACCCUCCCGAUGGAACUGGAUGCUGAAGGCCAAAGGUUAUUUGAUUUUUAUGUCAAUGAGAUGCCCGCUUGCUCCUACGGUAAUCACUUCCGCUCCUCCAAGGCCCAUAACUGGUACACGGCGGUCUUUGUCCCCGAGGGUAUGAAAGGUGCUGUCGCAUUCCAAAACACUAUCCUUGUACAUGCAGCGAACACCUGGGCCUGGGUGCGGAAUGAGGAGGAGACCGAUUACACCCUUGUUCACCGCAACCGCGCAAUCUCCAUGCUUCGAGACCACAUGACAAACAAUCCGGGCGAUAUUUCCGAUGUUGCAAUCAUCGCUUGUCUCAGCGCUGCCGGUCUUGAGGACUUUGACCCUCGUCCAGGGCACAAACAAAUUAGCUGGGUCCACAUGCGGGCUGCGAGGGAAAUGAUCCGUGCCCGAGGGGGGCCGGCGGCCUUCGAGAACACGCGGCUGGGGAUGUUAAUAAACUGGCAGGAUUAUAUCCUAUCCGGGUAUGAAACAAACGGACCGAGCUUUUUCUUCGAAUAUAACCCUCCAGUUAAACCUUUUACUGGCCAAGGCCAAUGGCAAGGCCCUGUCACAAGAGCUUUUAAUGUAGCUCCUCCCCCCCCGUCCAGACCGUUAAUAUCGCCUGGAAAUACCUUGUCUCCCUCAGGGUUAAGCGGUUAUUCGUUAUCUUUCCCUUCACCAGAAGAUGAGAUCAGACAUCAGUGCGACGAGUUCUUCGAUUUCCUGAAGCGUUGUGAGCAGCUCUCUGUCUACCAUCGGGCCAAUCCCGGCAAGGCCUCAGCACCAAUGCGCUACACGGCGUUUCAGGGAACAUCGCUCCUGAAUAAUAUCCUUGCCGCACCACCCGGCCUCCGAUUUACCGCUUCAGGGAACCGUAAACAGUUCGUCGCGCGACUAGUUGCACUAAUCAUGCUUAACGCCGGUCUUUGGGAUUACCGACUAUCCGCACAACAUACGGACACCUUCCUUUGGACGUUGGAGCAAGCGGUACUAGCAAGCGAGGUUGAGACAAGUGGAUCCGUCGAAGCACUCCUCCAGAUCAUGCUAGAAUGCAACGAUGGUGUCGCGCCAGCAGAUACAUUCUCUAUACCCCUGGGGACCCAAGGCAUGCCAGACUUCGCGCAGUACUCUCCUACUGCGAAAACGCAAUAUGGGCGACCUUGGUUUGCUGGUCGAAUGCUCAAGGUUGCGAAGCGGCUUAGCCUGAACUCAUGGAUGAUUGUUCACGAUUUUCUCUUUUCAUGUUUGACGUUACAUCUUGAGACCUCGGUGUCUUUCUGGGAACGCGAUUUGCGGCAGGAGAUCCUUAGUGCGCCUCUAACGAGCUAUACCAUGCCUGCAUUAGCAGAGUGAUCGCAUCGCUCGAUCUUUGUUGGCUUUGGCGUACAUUUUCCAAUAUGGAGUUGCCUUUUAGUGGCUGGGCUUUGUUUUUAUGUUUGGGGGGAGAGGACUUGGUAAAGUAAAUAUUGAGGCUUGGUUUUAGGAUACCCUUCUAUG
This is a messenger RNA of Aspergillus alliaceus, 2529 nucleotides long. Its product is annotated as sigma-70 region 2 family protein. The transcript has a single exon. The record is from RefSeq and is a predicted model, not a curated record. Bases 385 to 2385 code for a protein of 666 amino acids. Lineage: Eukaryota; Fungi; Ascomycota; Eurotiomycetes; Eurotiales; Aspergillaceae.